UUGAUUUGAGGUGGAGAGGUGGGCUUUAAAGGCGGAAGUAUAAAGUAAAUCCGGAUGCUAGUAAUGACUAUAUGUAAUUAUAGGGAAGCAAACCCGGAUGAUUUUUUUCACUGAUGAUUAGCUAAUACACAAACGUUAAGACCUAUGAAUGUAUUGUAUUUAUUUUUAAUGUUUUGACGACUUGAAACUUACGAUGUCAAUAGUGAAUUAAGAUCCUACACUGUGUCCAUUUUUGAAAUAAGACGUAUAUUUACUGUUUUUGUUCACCAUUGUAGUUUUGAUAAGAACGGUGAAUGUCCGGUACAUACAAAUGAAACGAGACACAAGUUUUAUAACCUUGAAAGAUGUUAAAGAAGGUGAAAUGAAACCUAAUUCUUCAAAAACUAGUCAUUUGAUAAAUUUAAAAAAAAAAAAUAAAAAGAGACACAGAGAAGUGGGAAUGGGAGCGAUAUUAAACAACACUAUAAGCAAUCGCUGAUUGAUUUGAUCCUGUCAUCAUGAGAGAUACAAUAAUCUGACAAAUUGACUAUUUUUAAAUCUAUGUUCUUGUGAAAUUAAAUUGGGAAAACUCGCGGACGAUAAACGACGAGACUUUAACAAUGGACUGUAGUAAAGGACAAAUAACAUUACAAUGGGACAAAGCGAACGUCAAAUGAGAAUUGACUUCAUUCAUAAAUGUGUAAUUUUUUUAAAUAUUGAAAUAUGUCUAAGGAUUUGUAUUUACAAACAAAUUUCCUGUACUCAGAUCCGUUGUUAUUUUCCGAAGUAAAGAUAUCCCGGUAUUGCAUUAUACAAUGUAACGUAUUACACAAACAAGGAUAUGUUAACUGUCAAUAUCCGUUAAUAAUGAUAUAUACCUGUAAUUCAAAGUAUUAAUUGAGCAGAAACACAUAAGAAGAGAUACUAUUGAUACAGUAUUCCUUUGGUUAUAUAUAUAUAUAACGAAUGUGAAAAUAUGUUGAAACGAAUUCGGAAAACGAAUGUUAUUGACAAAUUUUAGCGAUGGAGCAUCCUUGUCCUCACUGCAACAAGACGUUUAGCAGUGAAUUUGCAAGAAAACGUCAUUUGAACAUACAUUCAAACAAUGUGAAAUUGAAAUGUAAUUUUUGUGGAAGAGAAAUAAAUCGGAAAGACAAUUUCGAACGUCAUUUGAAGACAUGUGAAAAGAGUAAAACGUGUUCCCAUUGCGAGAAAUGUUUCAAAACAUCGAUUCAACGACGUAUCCAUAUACUUAAAGAACACAGGGAUGAGUUGUUGAAAUGUGAAAGGUGCAAAAAAGAAUACUUUUCUAAAAAGACUCUUCAGCAACAUCUAGCAAGAUGCCAGAAAUAUCAAGAUAUUCCAAGACCCUGUGCCAGAUCUGAUGAUAUUCAACAUGAGAAUAAUCAAGAUAUUCCCGGACCUAGUUACAGAUAUAAUGAAAUUCAAAACGAGAACAUCGGAAAUGCACCAGAGCCCAAUCAAAGGUCCGAAGAAAAUCAAAAUGCGGAACCAAUUGAACGAUACACAUACAGAACAUGUCAUCGCAGAUUUGAUUCGCGUCGAACUCUGUUUAUUCACCAGAUGAAUGAACAUUUUCAAGUGGGAGAAGGAGGAUUACAGGCCAGACCAUGGGGAAAUGGAUCCCCUCCUUGGGAAGAAGGUGGAAUAGUUGAUCACAGCCUGAAAGAAGCAUAUGAAAGUAAUGCCCCAAUUAUAUUACGGCGUCAUCAAGAGGGGACUGUUUGUAGUAUUUAUAACUUUCCAAUAGAUAAUCAGUUUUCUGUAGGGGAAAUAAUGCAAGCAGCCUACGAGAUUUAUGAUCGACAAAAUAGAGCUUUCAGAUUGAAUCUAGAAUUUGGUCUCAUAUUAGUUAAUACAGAAACAAGAGAAUAUAGAUAUUUUAAACCCCAUCAUAACAAUGAAGUUUUUCAGAGACCCAUUUACGUGUCACAGCGCAAUCACUUAAAUCGACUGCAGCAGCGAAUGCAACGGUUUAAUAUUACGAAUUACAUAUUACGCCAGCGCCCCGACACAAAAUGGAAACCCUAUUUAAUAACCAAUGUACGCAUUGUCAUAUACCAUUUGAAUUUUGUUUUGGGAAAUGCGGAAGUCAUGUUACCUCCUCACAUUAGUCAAUCAAAAUCUAUUAUCAAGCUGACAAAGGACCGGAAAGGUCAAAUAUAUACAGAUAAUUUGUGUGCGUUCCGCUGUUUAGCGGCUCAUCAAGGGUACUAUCCUUCCGGUUUAGAAUCUCGUACACAUGUUUUAUUUCAACAAUGGGUCUCAUUUCAAAAUACUCAUAAAAAAGAAGUGGAUUCGAACCCCAAAACAUUCCCGGGUAUCACUUUGAACGAAAUAGUUUAUUUUGAAAAAUGCUUCAAAAUCAAUGUAAAUGUAUUUUCAUUGAACGAAAGUCAAUCGGCGCUGUCCAUUUACAAAUCCUCAUGUAAAUUUUCAGACACUUUACACUUGAAUCUGUACGAACAUCAUCUGUCAUACAUUUCUAAUUUUAAUUGUUAUGCUCAAAAAUUUCUGUGCAAAACUUGUCAUCGUCACUUCAAAUACCUCCACAACAUGAAACGACAUCAGCGUGUUUGCGCAGGGAAAACAAAGAGAAGAUUUCAGGGAGGGUUUCAUUAUUCUCCAAGUACUGUAUUUGACAAAUUGGAUCAAUUCGGUAUAAGUGUUCCCGAGAACGAAAGAAUAUACGAGUGGUUUUUAGUGUAUGACUUUGAGUCCAUGCUGGUUCCAAUGAACACAGAAAGUUCUGGUUCUCAGCAAUACACAGAAAACCACGUACCCAUUUCUGUUAGCAUCUGUUCUAACGUAGAUGGGUACACUGAACCACAUUGUAUCAUUGAACCAGAUAUCAACACUCUGGUCAAGAACAUGGUUCAGUGCAUGACAAUGAUUGCUAAUAGGGCUGCUGAACUAGCAAAAGAAAAAUUUGUCUACGUGUUCGAGGCUCUCGAUGACCUUGUUUUCGACAAUGUAGACGAGGAUAUGGCCGAGUACCUCGAACACGAAGACGAUGUCAAUAAAAUGAUUGAAGAUGAAAAGAAAAGCAUUGAAAAGUUGAAGGUGGAAAUGGAAGAAUAUUGCGAGCAGAUCAUUUGUAUCGGUUUCAAUUCCGCCAAAUACGACAUCAAUUUAAUCAAAAGUUAUCUAAUCAAACAUCUUGAGCUAGGUUCUACAAAUGGCACAUUCACCGUCAAGCGAAAUAAUGCUUAUGCCUGCAUAAGUACUCGUAGGUUUAAAUUUUUAGAUAUUACACAGUAUCUGAGUCCCGGCAUCAAUUAUUCAGGGUUCUUGCGUGCUUUCGAUGUACAAGAAUGUAAAGGGUUUUUUCCCUACCAAUUUCUAGACUCUGUUGAAAAAUUAAAUCACCCCGAACUUCCUCCACAUGAAGCUUUUUAUUCGUCUUUGAAAGAUUCAAAUAUCACAAACGAAGAAUAUGCCUUUUGUCAAAGAGUUUGGGAGGAAAAAAAUAUGACAUCAUUUCGUGAUUUUCUGGUGUGGUAUAACAACUUCGACGUCAAACCUUUCGUGCAGGCGGUGACAAAUCUACAGAAGUACUAUUUCGAACGUCAAAUUGAUAUUUUCAAAUGUAGUAUUUCGGUUCCCGGUCUAGCGCGCCGAAUGUUGUUUGACAGUGGGAGAAAAGAGGGGGCCAGUUUUGCAUUGAUCGAUCAAGCCAACGAAGACUUGUAUGAUACCAUUAAGCAAAACAUUAUUGGCGGACCGAGUAUCAUAUUUAAUCGCCAUCACGAGGUUGGAAAAACUUAUAUUCGAGGGAAUUCCCAGAAACCUUGUGGUAAGAUCAUUGGCUUCGAUGCUAAUGCCCUGUAUCUACACUGUAUAGGGAAAGAAAUGCCCGUGGGUUCUUUUGUGCGCCGUAAGGUAGACGACGGGUUUAAACCACAGAAACGCGAUCGAUACUCUCUAGCUUAUGAUUGGUUAGAGUGGCUGAACCACAGUGGUCAGUACAAGAUUACACACAAAUUGAAUUCCGGAAAGGAAAAGAAAAUAGGUCGCUUUCCGGUCGACGGUUAUGACGAAGCUUCCAACACCGUGUUUCAGUUUCAAGGCUGUUACUGGCACGGCCACCGUUGUUGGUUAACGCGUCAUGUUCAAGACGACAAGCUGAUGAAUAGUCGCGAAAAGAAAACUCGCAAAACAACUCUUUAUCUUCAAAGGAAAGGUUAUAAAGUAGUAGAAAUGCGCGAAUGCACUUUCCGAAAUAACGUUCGGUUUAAUUUGAAGUUGAAAAAAUUCUCAAAUUCGCGUAAACCUAAUAUGAGUCAAGGUUCUUUGUCUUCGGAAGACGUAAUAGUUGCCGUGAUGAGUGAUAAGUUGUUUGGCAUGGUCGAGUGCGACAUUCGCGUGCCCGAUACCUGGCAGGCUCAUUUCAGUCAUCCAACAAUGACCCCUUAUGAGUAUUUCUCAGAAAUGAGCCCUCUCUUUUGUACUACCGACAUUCCCUUUGAUGCGAUAGGUCAUCAUAUGCAAAAUCAUGCAAAGCGCUUCCACCUUUCUACAAAACCUAGGCGAUUACUAGUCGGGGGAAUGCGCGCGCGCCAAUUAUUUAUUGCUACUCCAUUACUGAAGUGGUAUAUAAGUCAUGGUCUGGAAAUCACAAAAAUUUAUCAAACCGUAGAAUUUACACCACAGCGAUGUUUUCGAUCUUUCGUAAGCGACGUCAGUAAUGCUCGGCGUCAAGGUGACGUAGAUCCUUCUAAAGCUAUUAUCGCAGACACGCGAAAAUUAGAAGGUAAUAGUGCUUUUGGAUCCACCAUCAUGGAUCAAGAAAAAUUUCAGAUCGUCAAAUAUGUUCAAGGGGAAGGGAAUGCCAUGAUGGAAAUAAAUGAACCCCAGUUUAAAAAAUUAACGACUUUGAUAGAAGACGAGGAAUUGUACGAAAUAGAAAGAAGUAAAAAGAAAUUGAAUUUGAACUUGCCCAUUCAGAUCGGUUACUUCAUCUUGCAGUAUGCAAAACUGCACAUGUUACAAUUCUACUAUGAUUUCAUGGAUAGAUUUGUAGACCGUGCAGACUUUGAAUACUGCGAGAUGGACACCGACUCUGCCUACAUGGCGAUAUCGGGUUCCACCUUUGAGUACGUGAUUAAACCUGAACUACGACAGAUUUACGAUCACGGUCUCAACGGAUAUUGUACUAGCGCCCUAGAGAUCGAGGCGGACUGCGACCAACAUUGGUUUCCUCGCACUUGCUGUAAGGAACACGCAAAGUACGAUCGCAGAACGCCUGGACUCUUUAAAAUCGAGUAUGAAGGGGACGAAAUCAUUGGUCUUUGUUCAAAGACUUAUAUAGUUUCAGAUCGAAAGCAAGUGUCGUUUUCAAGCGCCGUGAUAACGGCUAAGCGAUUACUGAAACGAGCCAAGAAAUAUAAGUCGCUGAACAGGAGGGAAAAUAUCAGACAAAGAAAUAUCACCCAUUGUAAAUUUUCAUGCAAAGGUGUUUCCAAGAAAAGAUUAAAAGCACCCCUGACCACUUUUAGAAAUGUUUUAAAAACUCAAAAACAUGCUUCUGGGAUAAAUAUGGGUUUUAAACUUUUCAAUAACCAAAUCUGUACUUAUCGUCAAGUGAGGAAUGGUUUUUCCUACUUUUACUGUAAAAGAAAAGUACUAGCAGACGGUGUGAGUACAGAACCAUUAGAUAUAGAACUGUGUCCUUUAAAACCUAAAAAGAUCGAUGAUAUCGAAAUUGAUGACUUUGAUUUAAAUCUUAUUCAUCUUCUAGAAGAAGUCGAAUAAUAGAACUCACUUUUCAAUAAACUAUCAAACAUGAGUGAAUAAAAUUGAAGUUUUAGACAAUGGUUUAGGGAGGAAUUCAUUAAUAGGUUUAUUGUUGUUUAUAAUUUUGUUUAUUUUUUUUUUUCAAAUUACUCAUAGAUAUAUCAUUCUAUUAUUAAAAGUAUAUCGCGUUACUUGUUGUAUAUAAGUAAGAGUUGCUCUCAAUAUUGUUUAUUAAACUGUGUCCAUCUCUCCUCAGACGUGAGUCAGGCACAGACCAAAUACAUUGUACAUAUUGUAUAUAGAUUUAUGAGAACAGAUUAUGUUACAUCCCAUAGUUGUAAUCAUAUAAAUGUUGACAAACAGAAUUUGUAUUGUCGUGUUUUUGUAGUUUAUAAGUAAUCUUUUAUAUUAUUCAGUAAAAGUUUAUAAGAAGCAUUAAUGUAUUGGUGUUGUUUUUAUAAGUAUGGAAAGACCCAAUAGCACUUCAACAGAAUCUUGGAGGUUUCUAGGGAGUAAACUCCCGAAAUCGGAAAUAGUAUAUUUCUGUCAAAUGACAGUGGUAUAUAUCAUCAUAAUCACUUCUAUAGUUAAUCUGUCAUUAAAAAACGGCUCCUCUGAAUUAUGGAUAUCUUUGCUGAGUAGUGCCAUAGGUUAUGUCUUACCCAACCCGUCUUUAAAGGCUGAUAAGAUAUAAGAACCCUGCUCUCUCGCAGAGGGAUUAGAAGAAUAAACAAGAUGAGUAUUCCUUUUCAACCUUGUUCGAGUAUGUGUAUUAGCGGACAAACAGGAAGCGGAAAGACAAGAUUUGUAUAUCGGUUACUGACUCAUUUAGAUGAAAUGUAUGUUAAGGAACCUCCCAAAAGAAUUUUAUAUUGUUACGGAAUUCAUCAGCCUUUAUUUGACGAAAUAGAGCAACAUAUUUUUAAUUUGAAAUUACAUCACGGGAUACGUUCUAAUGAAACAAUUCAAGAUUUGACUUCCGAUCGCCAGCAUACAUUAAUAGUGUUAGACGAUUUAAUGCAUCGAGUGGUACAGGAUGUAGACAUGGAACUUUUGUUUACACAGGGCUGUCAUCAUCGACGUCUCAGCGUCAUUUUCAUUACCCAAAAUAUUUUUCCAAGAGGCUCUAAAUCUCGAACUAUAGCCUUAAAUACCUAUUAUUUAGUACUCAUGAAAAACAUGAGAAAUGCCUCACAGAUAUCUGUGCUAGGCCGACAACUAUACCCAGGACGCUCUAAAUUAUUAAUAGACGCAUACACUGAUGCAACUAAACAAGCUUUUGGGUACCUCGUAGUUGAUACGUCACCACAAGGCAUCGACAAAUAUAGACUCCGAACCAACAUCUUUCCGGAGGAAGAACCCGUAGUUUACACCAGUUUAUAAGAAUGCCCUUCCAAGUUUGUCUUGAAAAUGGGUUCCUUGGUUAGAGACCAGAAAUCCUUUUUAGAACUUUUACUACAAACAUCCCCCGCACAAAGAAAGCUGUUACUGAGUUCUGUGACGAAACCACAAUUACAAGUGUUGGGAGAAAUAGCUGCGAACGUCAUACAUAGUGUCAUUGUACUUAACCAAAGUGAGAAAAAUAUACUUAAAAAGCACAAAUCAUUUCUUCUAGUUUUGGGGGAUAAGACGGCGUCGCGAAAAAGCAAGUUACUUCUCUUAAAAAGAAAACAUCGGGUCGUUCCCGUUUUUCUAAAAAUUGUAAAACCUUUCCUAAGAAGAUGGUGGACGUAAUGCAAAAAUCUGUUUUGGUGCCAUACGACAAAUACCAACGUCUGCUGUCUCUCCAAGAGUCGCAUCAGGAAUAUUUUAAACAAAAUUCUACAGAAACACCCGAAAACAAGCCUGAAGAGAUAACUAAAACUGAUGAGUUAAAACAAGAGACAAAUAACCAAAGCUCACAGACAGAGAAUUUGGUGGAUUUUGAAACUAAAGAGGAUUUUUUGCGUACAUCUCCUGAGCCUUUAAUGAAAAUACAGCCAGCACUCCAAAAGACUUCAAAAAUCGCAAAAAAGAUUUUGAAAUCCGCAAAGAAACCUUAUUCUCGAUACAGACUUAAUAAAACUUGGAUUCAAUUUUAAACCAUAUUCACUGUUCUAUUAUUAAUCAUCAAUGCUGCAUACUAAUAAAGAAUUAUAUAUGAAUUUUAUUC
This is a messenger RNA of Saccostrea cuccullata (small rock oyster), 7888 nucleotides long. RefSeq lists its product as uncharacterized. The record is from RefSeq and is a predicted model, not a curated record. NCBI's taxonomy places the organism in Eukaryota, Metazoa, Mollusca, Bivalvia, Ostreida, Ostreidae. The coding region runs from base 1003 to 5754 and encodes 1583 amino acids. The transcript has 5 exons.